Molecule: messenger RNA, 852 nt
Organism: Acaulospora morrowiae
Lineage: Eukaryota; Fungi; Glomeromycota; Glomeromycetes; Diversisporales; Acaulosporaceae
Source: the annotation of a GenBank genome assembly
AUGACAGCCCGCAAGUGCAUUCGAGAACUGCGUAAAAAAUUAGACAAUUAUCUUAAAGACUAUGGAAAUAUCGAAAAAAUCAAAGAAUUUGCGGAAUCACUUCAGACUUCUAAAAUUAUUUCUAUUGAUCUAUCAACUUUACAUAACUAUAAACCCUCUGACACCAGCUUAGAUACGGGAGCUUGCUUUUUGCUUCCUCCUAAAUAUCGAGACGAUUAUGAAUGUUACAAAUCAAAGGAAGAUGGAGAUUGCUUAUUUAAUAGUGCUUCUAUUGUACUAACUGGAACUGAAGAUUUGUCAAUUAAACUCCGUUUAGCCGUUCUACGUGAACUAAUUGUACAUUCAAAAAACUAUCUUUCACUUGAUGAAUUCAAGAAAGCAAUCACUUAUUCUGAUAGAGCACUUGAUAUAGGGGAUUCUGCGCCACCAGAAAAGAAACACGAAGUUAGAUAUUUCGCGCAAAUCAGAGAAAUGUGUGAAGUGGGGGCUUGGUGUACUUUGUUGGCGAUAUACGGGUUGUCCUCGGUAUUAGAAAGGCCAAUUGAAUCGAUAUUUCCCCCAGUCAGAAAUUCUCUGUAUGCUGAUACAUUUUCUCGGACGGUAAGACCAAGAGUGCCGAAGAACAAAGAUCCAAUUAUGAUUCUAUGGACUAAUAUCAGUGUGACGGACGAAAUAAGUGCUUCAACUUUUCUGGAUGAAUUAGCACCGUCGUGUAAUCAUUUUGUUCCUGUCUUAAAAAAGAAAAAAACAAUACAGAGUAAAAGACAAAUUUCUUCUGUUGACAAUGAUAAUUCCUCCAUGAUUAUUAAACGUAGGAUGUAUGCACUCAAAAAUUCACAAAAGAACGAAUGA